AGUGUACUCUCUUCUCUCUUUCUGUACCAGAGUACUCACAGUAAAAGGGCAGCAGCACAGAAAAGCAUCAAGUGCAAUGUUGGGACAAUCAAUCAGCACAGGUUAUAAACAAACAUGGCGACCUCUGUAUUGAUCCGUUGCUUGGUCCUCUUCGCUGGAUUGGCUGUGGCCAGUGCCGAAGCCCAAGAGGCUUCUACCGUCAACGCUGCUGCAGCCAUCAACAGCAGUGGUACCCAGUUCCCGCCUACCGGUAUACCAGUAUUAGCUGUUAAUACUAGCAGCAUCCCUGCUAGGGAGGAUCCCAGUCUAGCAGGACAACAUUUUCGAAUCACUGCAGUAGAAUACUCUGGAUAUGUGGACAUCAACGAGGAUCCCAGCACUGGAAAACUCAAAUAUUCUGGCUAUCUGAUUGACAUUCUCGAGGAAUUGGCAAAACCUCACAGGGCCAACUUCACCUAUGAAUUGACUCCACCCAGUGGCUUCGGGUCUCUUUGCAAGCCUAGAUUGACGUUGAAUGAAACCUAUCCAACCAUAUCAGACCACCCAGAGGCUUAUCACCCAAGGUACCAUGGACAAUUUCUAUGUGGUGAAUCCGAAGUCAAUGAUCGUCCAUUGACGCAAUACUCGACAGAUAUGUAUUGGGGAAUCUACUACAUAACUCCAGCACGCCUCAAGGUCAACAAAUUCACCAUUCCCUAUGCGCCACCUGACAGGGCAACCACGGGGAUGAUGGGAACAGCCACUCAUAUCCGCAGCAUUCAUGAUCUGGUAGCUUCCAACAACAAGUAUGCCGUCUGUUCCUUCAGUGGAACUGCCUUUUUUGAGCUAUUACUCCUCACAUUCCCUCAACUGGAUAUUCAUGGAAUAGCCUUGACUGAUGACUUCCAUGCUGUGAUGGAUGAUGGCACUUGUGAAAUCGUCAUUGGUUCAUUUCCAAUCCUAAAACAAAGGGUGCUCAAGCUAUACAACGACAAUAAAUGCUUAGCCAAUGGAAAGCCCAUUGGAGUCAUUGGAGAGCCAUUAGAGUAUGGCCUUAAUGCUUUUGCUUUUGGGAUACGAAAUGAUCUCCCAGACUCUCUUGUGCGGACUCUAAACUUUUGGAUUCAAGCUCUCAUGGCAUGUUUUCCAGAAGACCCUUAUGGGUACUGCCCCAAUGGACAAGGGAGUACCAGCCAUCUCUACACCUUGCAUGGGGGUACAGGAAAGGAAUGUGGAUAUGUUCAGUUUCCAGAGCUUGAUCAGGGGGGCUUGCCUGUUGCUGCAAUUGUUGCCAUUGCACUUACCCCAGUCUUGCUGGUGGUGGCAGUUGGAAUGGUAUAUCACAUGCGCCAACUUAAGCAACAGGAAAGGCGCAUGAAAAAGAGAUUCAUCCAACAACUAGCUCGGAAUAUUGACAUUGGUGAGAGUGCCAGAGAAAUAUCAGCUCAAAAACUCUCAGAAGCCUUCCAGCACAUUGGUGGCCAAGAUGGUCUCAUCAGCAAGGAGGAUCUGGCAAAAUGGAUGAACGAUUUGCACUUGGACUUUCUAAGCGAGCAAGACUUUAACAGGCUUUGGGAUGCCAUGGACAUGGAUGGGACUGGCUAUGUGGACCCGAUUGACUUCUUUGCUUUCCUGAAUGCUUGUGGAGAAGAAUUCAAAGAAGUAAACCAGGAAUGGGAUGCUCUACCAAAAUCAGAAAAGAUGAAGCUGGCAAUGCUUCGGUUGUCCAAUAUCAAGGAAAAGGGAGAAGAGGAAGUACAGAAAAUGCAGCGUCGGCAUAACAAGCGAAGUCGCAUGCAGAUGCCUGGUUUGGCAAAAGGAAACCCCCUAGGAACAUCUGGAGCUGAUACAUCAUUCUUUUCGGAAAUGUCUCAGUUAUAAUGGGGGACGUGGGGAGGCAAAAACGAUCGUAAUGCAUGUGCGUAUUGAUAGUUGGGCGCUUCAUACAUAUCUGAUGUGCCCACAUGAAAACAACUUAGUUUCCCGUCGACGCUUAGCCAGCUUCAAGGGGUCCUGUGGCAUGGUUCGAUAGCACACAAUACCCGUUCGACCUGUUCGAGAAAAUGGCAUCAUUUUCGCCUCCUCCGCUUGGUAACUGGUUUCACAGAGACACAUUGCACAACCUGACGGACGGCUUCCUUGGAAACGACGACUUCCAAUCCUAUAAAUUGAACUACUUUGAACAAGUCACAUGCCAAGUUCACGGGU
Seminavis robusta is the source of this 2187-nucleotide messenger RNA. The record is from the annotation of a GenBank genome assembly. Lineage: Eukaryota; Bacillariophyta; Bacillariophyceae; Naviculales; Naviculaceae.